UGGUACCCUCCUCGCGAGCAUCCGCGAAUUUUCUUUUGGGGGGGGGCGGGGGGGCGACGUCGGGCAUGCCCGCCUCGGCGUCGCCUCGGGCGCGGCAGCCGGCGCGCUUCGCGCGCCAGGCGCAGCCAUAACGCCAGGAGCUGCGGUUCUCAAGUUUUCAGUGGAAGCCUCUGGGGAUGUCACCCUCCCCAGAGAUCCGACGUUCAAAAAUAGUUGGAGCGGGCGGUGUUCGGCUGUUUUCGGCUUCUCAGGGCCUUCGGCGGGCCUCGGGACCGUCAAAUAACGAGUCAGGACGAAACACUGGCCCUAGGGAAGUGGUCCAGACCUUUGUGGUCCACACGUCGAAAAAAAUGGAGCAGCGGGAAAGUCCCAGCGAACAUCUGCGCGUUUUUUUUUUGGGGGGGGAGCGACGUCAGGCGCCGCCCCUUCGGCGUCGCCUCGCAGCUGGCGCGCUUCGCGCGCCAGGCUCAGCCAGAACGCCAGAUCCUGCAGGAUUCUGAUCUUGGCUGAGCGGGGCUUGGGUCCCGUUCGCAGCCUUCGAGGUGGCCUUGCUACGCUGGGUUUGGGGAACCCCGCAAGAAGUUGCAGAGCAUUCUUUUUGCACAUUGACUUGUCCGGUUUGCGCUGAGCCGGGUUAGCCCACUCUCAGGGGUGCUCCAGCGCCAAGCCAGAAAGUCCGCGCGGACCCCCGAAAAUUGUGCGUAUGCAGUUUUUGUUUCUUCUGCAGUCAGGCUGCUACCAUAAGGAGUGCGAGAUGGGGAGCGACGUUUGGUAUGUACUUGUGGCUUGUUUGUUGUUGUGGUGCUUCUUUUUAGCGGGCGAAGAAUGGUAUAACAUUAAACUUGUCCGCCGUCGGGGAUGCCUGCCGCCCUUUGGACAGGCGCCCCCGAAGGCGAAACAGCUUAUUUUAUACCGUUCUUCGCCCCGAAUGUUUUUGUGCCAAGAGCGUCUGUGUGCACGAGGGGUGCCAGAGGAACAGCCAUGAAAGGACCUAAGACACAGCCAGCCAUUUCCGAGCCCGAACCGCUCCUCGUCGCUUGGCGUCUGUUUGCCGCAUUCGGGCCUCUCUUGCGGUUCCCCCAGCCCCCCGAUGUCAUGUUUUUUUCUCUCGCAACGUCGACCUCCAGAGGUCUCGACCCAUUCCCGGGGGCUGGUUUCUCAUCGCAUCGCAUUGCCAGCGGCACGGAAGCUGUCUGAACUAUCACGGUGAGCCUUUACACCUCGUGGCAAGCAUUUGGACGCCUGUUGCUGAAAGCUGUGGCCGAACAAUUUGGUUCCAUCAUUGUUAAAUCCAUGAGUUGGAAGCUCUGGCCGAGGGGCUCUGCAGCAGCACUCAGCGCCCUCCAGAGGUCUCGACCCAUUCCCCAGGACUGAUUUCUCAUCCAGAAUCGUUUUUGGACGGCCCCGAGGCCCGGCAAGGGCCCCUGGAGGCCGAAAGUCGCCCAGAACCUCCCGUCGCGAUUUUUCAUGACCCUGGGGGAUCUGGGCCUUCUGCGCUAAGACCCCUGCGCCGCUGUCGCCGUGAUCGUUGCCCUUCUGUCGAGGUUGCUUCCUGGGCAGGCCGUGCGUCUGUCCGUCUCCGAAGGGGAGGGCCCUGCCCCCCCCCCUGCGGCGGCUCCUGGGGCAUUGGUCGCCAGAGUCGUGCGCGCCAUGGUCUUCGAGUGGAGCAAGGUCGGCACGUCGUUCAACGUGGGGUGGCUCGCCACCAAGUACUGGGGUGCCCUUCUGCCUCCCGGACCAGACGAGAAUGGCAUCAAGAAGCAGGUCGAGGAGUCCGCCUCUCAGAAGGGGGGCAAGGCGGCACCAUUCCUGAAGGUGACAGACAUCGGAGUGAAGCGGAUUCACGCCGCCGACGGGGGGCUUGGGCUCCCGAACUCGUUUCUGUUAUGGCAUUGGGGUAUGAUGGUUGUCUUCCUGGUGCUCUUCUGCCUGACCUUUGUAGCGACUACCCCCAUCCCCGACGCCGAGGGGGGAUUCCCUUGGCUGACCGUCGUGCAGAAGCUCAUCGUCAUGUUCAAUAUGUGGGAGUCGCUGGGGCUCGGAGUGAUGCAUGGGCCUCUCCACGCGAAGUUCGGGCCCCCAUUUACAGAUUGGUGGUACCGGAUGACGCCAGGCACUCUAAAGUACAAUGCUCCGUUCAUGCCGUGCUUGUCCAGCAAGCGCAACUGGAUCGACGUGAUCGUGGAGGCUCCGCUCACGUGGGCCUUAACCAUCCGGUGCCUAGCUGCUCCCGAGGUCACCCCAGAGCUGAUGCUUCCUCUCACCCUCUGUGGCAUAUAUGAGUUUAUCUUCGAUUAUGGCCAGCACAUGCACACCUAUGGAACGCAGAACCUGCACUGCUUCGUCGCGAUGUGCUUCCCUAUAGAGAAGGGGCAGAUCGUGGGCAUCCAAUUGUUUCUUACCUGGUUCUACGUCUGCUCUGGCUGGUGCAAAAUCGGGCCCUGCUUCAAGUACCUCAACGUCGGGAACGCGAUGACUGCGAAGUGGAACGCAACGUGUCCAUGGGCACAAGCCUACCGGAAAGCCAUGUUCGUGAAUCACGACGAGGAUGACUACAGGUUGACCCGUUUCGCUGGGAUCAUAUCGGUGGCCAUGGCGAUGUGCGAAAUUUUAGGACCAAUGCUCUGCCUUUCGAACGACAAGACCGUUGUCUACGCCGGCCUGGUGACAAUCUGCUGUAUGCACCUGUACAUCAUCAGCACGCUGAUCAUCGACGUAUUCACCUGGAACUUCGCAGACGCAAGCUGGUACGUCAUCCUCUUCGGAAUCUUGCGGACCGGCUUCGAUUGGGCGGCGCUGCCGACGAUGGACCCGCUCCUCGCUGCUUGGCUGGGGGUGCACAUCGCGUACUCCGCGUACGGCCACUUCGUCCCGAGCCAUGUGCCCUACGUCGUGGCCCACCGGCACGCGGCGGGGAACUUCUCCCAGG
Molecule: messenger RNA, 2929 nt
Organism: Prorocentrum cordatum
Lineage: Eukaryota; Dinophyceae; Prorocentrales; Prorocentraceae
Source: the annotation of a GenBank genome assembly